Paramecium pentaurelia is the source of this 1870-nucleotide messenger RNA. Lineage: Eukaryota; Ciliophora; Oligohymenophorea; Peniculida; Parameciidae. The record is from the annotation of a GenBank genome assembly.
AUGAAUUAAGACACAACUAAUGUGAUUUUGGUAGUGAUUACAAACAAAGCAAAUAAGACUUUGGGACACGAUAAAUACUAUAAAGUAUUCAGUCAAUUUGGUACAAUCUAAAGAGUAAAUAUAUUAAUCAUUCUAAUAAUUUAGAUGUUAAUUUUUGAAAGAUCAUUAACAUGGAAGACAUUUGUUGAAUAUGAAUUUCCUGAAUCUGCAAACAAAGCUAGAUAGAUCAUGAAUGAUAAAUUAUUUUGUGAUGAUCCCCAAUUACCCAUGAAUGUAUAUGCAAGCAAACUUACAUAUAUUACAUUCUAAGAAAACAACACUGGUGGUGUUGGUAUUAUCUUUAAUUUAACAUAGAUUAUACAUAAUUAAGGAAAUCAUAGUAGCCAGCAUCUUAAACACCAUAAUAAUAAAUGCCAAUCUAGUUGUUGUAAUCAUAAAUGCAAUUUUAACAUUAAAUGUCUUAAUAAAUUUAACAAAUUAAUUCACUUAUGGGAUAAUUAUAAUUAGUAAGUGCUGAAGGAUUUUCUAUUCCAACAGUUUCAUCUAUUGAUCUUUAAUCUCAAAUUGAAAAAUAGUAGUAAUUACUUAAUUAGAUUUAUGAAUACUAAACCAAUUUCUAACAUUUAACUGAUCAAUACUAAAAUUUUCUAUAAGGAGUCAAUAAAUCUGAUGAUCCUUAAUCUAUAAAUACUUAAUCAAAAUAAUCAAAUAGAAAAAAAUUAACAUUGCCAGCAGAACAAUAAAACAAAAAUGAUCAAAUAGAAUUUUUAUAAAGCUAUUAAGAUAAUAAUAAUAUAGAAACUCAUGAGAAUUGUUAAGAUGAUGAUUUAAAAUUUCAAGAUUUAGGUUUAAAAGAAUCUGAUGAAGAAAUAGUUGGUUCUGAAGAAUGUGAUGAUGAUGAUGAUGAUGAUGAUGAUUAACAUAAUGAAUUUCUAUAAUAUUUUGAAUCUACUUCAGAAAAUAAGAAUUAAUUAACUAAUUUUCACUAAAUUUUAGAUAAACCAUAACAAAAUUAAUUUAUUUAAUAAAUUUCAUAACCAUUAUCUUAACCAAUUUAAAGAUAAGAUUAGGAUCAAUUCAAAAAUAAAAUGAUAAGAAUGCCAGUUUCUAAAAGUAUGACCUUACAAUAAGUAGAAAAAUUAUAAUUUGAAAAAAUGUAAUCAAGUGCUGAUAAUUUAGAUGAUAAUUCUAAAUAACUUUUAUGUAUUAUUUUUAUAUUAAAUCAAUUAGAAACAAAAAAAUCAAAGGUUAUUUAUGCUAGAUGGUUUGAUAAAAAAGUUGUUACUUCCCAAAUGUUAUACAAUUUAUUUAGUAUCUAUGGUAAUAUAGAUAAAAUGAUCUAUUUAAAAGAAAGAUCAAGUGCUUUAAUUCAAUAUAUGACAUAUGAUUAUGCAGCCAUUGCCAAAGAAUCUCUUAAUGAUAUCAUGUUCUAUGGACAAUCAAUCAAAGUAUAAUAAAAUAUUUAAAAAAGAUAUUUUUUUCGAAUUAUGAUGAAAUAUCAUUAAAAACUUAACCUAGUAAACCAGGUGAGUAUACUUAAGAUCUUAAAGCUUAAGAGGAAUACUUUUAAGGAGGAGAAGAAACUCAUAGAAUUAAACCUGACAGUACUUAUACUUUAGCACCACCAUGUGACACUAUUUAAGUGUCUAACUUAACAAAGAAUUCUUGUUAAUUAAAUUUACUUUAAUAGUAUUUAUAAGAAUAUGGAAUAAUCAAAUAAUUCAAAAUCAUCACUAAUGCAAUGAAAUACAUGGCUAUUCUCAAAUUUGCAACCACUGAAAUUGCUUUAACAGUUUUAGUUAAAAAUAAUGGACUAGAAUUAGAUGGUAAACCUAUCUAAAUAAAUUUCUCAAAAUAAAAACUAAUCUGA